Molecule: messenger RNA, 366 nt
Organism: Tarenaya hassleriana
Lineage: Eukaryota; Viridiplantae; Streptophyta; Magnoliopsida; Brassicales; Cleomaceae
Exons: 1
Coding region: 1-366 (121 amino acids)
Source: RefSeq, a predicted model, not a curated record
AUGGCCUCAUCCAUCAGUCUCCCUUACCAGAGGCUCACCCACGAAGGUAGCUUGGAUGAAAUCCAUCUCCUUCAGCCAAGCUUCAGAAGACAGUAUCCUUACAGGUUCAACAGACUCAGGAGGAGGAGGAGGAGGAUCAGGGUUAGGGUUCAUAAACUGAGGAGGUUCUUGAGGAAGAAGGCCAAGGGGGUCAGAACAGGUAUUUCCAAAGUGUUGAAGAGGCUGAAGGAGAGCCAGGCCCAUUUCGGCGAUCUCUUCGCUGGCAAUUACCUUUUCAUGCAAGUUAAUCCUACUUGUCUCAAGUAUGCCUUUGACCCAUCAUUGCAAAGCAGCAAUGCCUUCUCUCUCCCUCCGGCUUACAUGUAA